AUGAAUGAUUUUACUGUUUGUGCUAAUGAAACACCUAUUGUUCGAAAUCUUGAUGCUAUUGUGGAGGUUCAAAAAGAGAUUUCAUCUGUUGAUGUUUUUCAUGAGAUAGUUGAUGUUGAUAGAGAGUCUCAUAGGGAUGGACCAAAAGAAAGUCAUCUUGUCGAAACUCUAGAUGUUCAGAGAGAGUCAAUUAGACAGGCGGCAAUAGAAAAAUGGAAAUUUAAGAAAAAUAAAAAAUCAACUAAUAAUGCACAGGUGCCUGUGAUACAAACACCUGUCCACGAAGUUAGACAUAGUGCAACACUUGAAAAUAUAGAUUCUGUUGUUGUUUCCAACAUGUAUAAUCAUCUUGCUGAAACAAGUAGUGCUCCACAAAGAAGAAAAAAUCAAAAAAGUUUGGUGGGGAGUGCUGCUCAUAGAAAAAAGACCAACAAAGUUAAUCAGAUUAAAAGUUUGACAGAUGGCAGGUAUCGAUUAGAAUCAAUUCCUUUGGCGCCGUCACAAUUGCGUAGUAGGCAUGAUUGUCCGCAUUGUUGUGCCAAAAAAAUUGAAUAUGAGACAUAUAAUUUAUGUUGUUUGAAUGGAGAUGUUUUUUUGGCUUCCAAUGAUGCUCCUCCAAUAUUUAAAGAACUAUUGGAAGAAUGUCCACGUUUGACAGAAUCAUUAAUCAAAAAAAUUUUAACAGUCCUUGAACAAAAUCCAUAUGUGAAAUUUUUGAAAAGGCUUAGGGAUAUACCCGAUUUAGAAACUUAUGAAAUAGUUUUGAAAACUUUGCCUAAUGUUGAUCAAAGAGUCUUUAACCAACCUCAAGUUUCUCAAAUUGCUGCACUGUGGGUUGAGGGAGAGGAAAAUGGA
Molecule: messenger RNA, 855 nt
Organism: Striga asiatica
Lineage: Eukaryota; Viridiplantae; Streptophyta; Magnoliopsida; Lamiales; Orobanchaceae
Source: the annotation of a GenBank genome assembly